UCAAAUACGUGGAGAUAAAAGCAGAAUCUUCAGAAGGGUCUGUGAGGUGACACACAAGCAGCACUGAUCCCCGUGACUGUGCCAGUGCUGCUCUGCACCUCUGCAGGGACACCAGCCCUGCCCCGGCCCUGGGCUCAGUCAGGCUAACAGCAGCCCCUGAACUGUUGUUUCAUGGUUAAGACCAGGAACCAGCUUUUGUAGGAGCCAGGACACGGUGCCCACACGCCACCUUGGGGAGUCCUGUAGGAUUUGUGUCAGCGGCCCAGGAAAAGGCACAUCCUGCUGGAGAGAUUCGGUGAGACACAUUGUGAGUUUUUUAAAAGACAACCCUGGAGCCAUCAGAGGAGGAUGCAUUUGACCACUUGCCGUGGAUGGAAAAGCCUUGUAUCAACAUCUCCGAGGGCCUGAGCUCAGAGGAUGCGCUGCCCUCACCCAGCGUGGGGCUGCCCAGCGCCCAGAACCCCCAGCAGCCGCCCGGAGACGCCUACGUGACCCACACGGGACCGCUGGUGCGGCGGCUGCGGCAGCAGGAGUGGCCGGGCAGGGCUGGGCUGGCCUCGGCCCCGACCCCGACCCCGACCCCGACCCCGACCCCGACCCCGACCCCGGGCCGGCCCCGCUCGCAGCCCAGCCCCGCACCGGGCCAGGAGAAUCCCCCGGGAGCUGCCGAGGCCCAGCGCCCCUCGGCACCGCCGGGCGUGUGCCACAUGGUUAUUUUUGCGAGAAAACCUCCCUCGGCCGCGCUGCCCCGGAGCAACAGGGCGCGCUCCAGCCAGGGGGAAUGACCCGGCUGCCGCUGAAGCCACGGAGAGGAAGAAGAUGCUCCUGAGUGUUUUCCAGACUCCAUUAAACUUCCCCUGCAAGCA
Vidua macroura (Pin-tailed whydah) is the source of this 866-nucleotide messenger RNA. RefSeq lists its product as uncharacterized. The record is from RefSeq and is a predicted model, not a curated record. The transcript has 3 exons. The coding region runs from base 372 to 785 and encodes 137 amino acids. Lineage: Eukaryota; Metazoa; Chordata; Aves; Passeriformes; Viduidae.